Messenger RNA from Cryptomeria japonica (Japanese cedar), 1000 nucleotides. RefSeq names its product expansin-like A1. The coding region runs from base 33 to 836 and encodes 267 amino acids. Lineage: Eukaryota; Viridiplantae; Streptophyta; Pinopsida; Cupressales; Cupressaceae. Gene Ontology annotation, cellular component: extracellular region. The record is from RefSeq and is a predicted model, not a curated record. The transcript is spliced from 5 exons.
UUUUCCCAAAUACCCAUCAGAGAAACAUAACAAUGGAGUUCAAAACUCUGUGCUGCGCAGGAUUGAUGUUAAUGUUCUUCUUCCCCACAGUCUUCUGCUGUGAUAGGUGUCUUCACAAAUCAAAAGUAUCCUAUUACUCUUCCUCCCAGACUGUCAAUGGAGCCUGUGGAUAUGAAUCCUUUGCAACAGCCUUGAACCGUGGAAAUGUGGCCACAGCGAGCGCCAAAAUAUAUAGGGAAGGUGUUGGAUGUGGCGGCUGCUAUCAGAUCAGAUGCACAGACCCGGCUAUUUGCAGCAAAUCGGGGGUGAAAGUUGUGGUUUCAGAUUUCACCCGAAGCAAUCAGACGGAUUUCGUGCUGCCCAGUAGCACAUUCUCAAUGCUGGCGCAACCCACAAAAUCUUCUAUGCUUGUGAAAAUGGGCAUCGUGGAUAUCGAAUACAAACGAAUGCCAUGUGAGUAUCCAGGGAAGAACAUGACAGUGAAAAUAGACAAGAUCAGCAAUUAUCCAAACUUUCUUGCUGUGCAAUUUUUGUACCAAGGAGGCCAGACGGAUAUCAUGGGUGUGGAAGUUGCUCCGGUGGGAACUUCAAAUUGGAAAUUCAUGACACGAAACCACGGGGCCGUGUGGAGCAUGCAGCAGCCUCCGGAGGGGCCCAUGUCUUUAAGGCUUCAUGUUACGAGUGGAUACGAUGGGUUUUGGGUGUGGGCCAAGGGAGCUGUGCUGCCUUCAGACUGGAAGGUGGGCUCUAUCUAUGACAGUGGAGUUCAGAUCAAGGAAAUUGCACAGGAAGGCUGUUCUCCUUGCGACUCCCAAGAUUGGGACCUCUCGCUGUAAUUGAAUAUAGUUGUAAUACAAAAGUUUACAUAUAAUUUUAUGAACAUUACUGUUUCACACGUCAUUGCUUGGGAUGUUGUGCUCCUCUGCACUGGUACAAGCUGGAGUGUAUGGAACAAUAAUUCAAAACAAAUCUAAAGAAGUACUAUGAUUUCUUGGCGGUU